ACAUGACCAAAAAAAAAAAAAGGUUAGAUCUUUGGCUCCAUCAUCGAAAAUUCAAAACUCCAAACCUCAAACGGUCCCAAACUUUGAAUUUAAACCCAUCUACACCGUUCAAACCAAUCAUUCUCCACGGUUAGAUCACAGAAUCUUCUUCUCUCUCAUCCACUCAACCCCAAUUUUCUUUCUUCUUCAUCAUUCCCAAAUCCACCACACUUCAAAUUUCAUUUCCCUCUUCAUUCAUUUCACUUCAAAUCCAACUCCAAACUCCAUUUCCACAAAUCUUCCAUCGAAAUCGCUCCGUUCACCGCACAAUGCCGUUUCUAUCAGAGGCUGCAAGUGCAAUCAAAAGCAGAUUCGGUUUCCAGAAUCAUCCAUCCGAACAACUUUCGCUGAUUCAGAACACUCCAGAUCUUCUCAAAUCAGCGGUUAAGGAUAAUCUAAUUCAAAGCUCUGCAGUUCGUAACAUUACCGAUUGGGAUGAUGAAGUUGUUGUUGGACAAAGUAGUGCUGCGGUUUCGUCAAUUCAAAGCUUUGAAUUGUGUGAAGAUCCUUCUUUCUGGAAAGAUCAUAAUGUGCAGGUUAUAAUUAGAAUGCGUCCUCUUAGUAAUAACGAGAUAUCGGUUCAAGGGAACAGCAAAUGUGUUAGACAAGAGAGUUGUCAGACAAUUGCAUGGACUGGACCUCCCGAGGCACGAUUUACUUUUGAUCUUGUUGCAGACGAGAAUGUUAGCCAGGAGAACCUCUUUAAAGUAGCUGGUUUACCAAUGGUAGAUAAUUGCAUGGGAGGUUACAACAGCUGCAUGUUUGCUUAUGGUCAAACUGGAAGUGGGAAGACGCACACCAUGCUCGGUGACAUUGAAGGAGGAACUAGAAGACACAGUGUCAACUGUGGGAUGACACCAAGAAUAUUUGAGCACUUGUUUUCAAGGAUUCAGAAGGAAAAAGAGGCACGUAGAGAUGAGAAGUUAAAAUUCACAUGCAAAUGUUCUUUCUUGGAGAUAUACAAUGAACAGAUCCUUGAUCUUUUGGACCCUUCAUCUAACAAUCUGCAGAUAAGAGAAGACAACAAGAAAGGUGUUUAUGUGGAAAAUAUUAAGGAAGUAGAAACAGCUAAUGCUCGAGAUGUCAUUCAGCUACUUGUUCAGGGUGCUGCAAACAGAAAGGUGGCUGCUACUAAUAUGAAUCGCGCUAGCAGCCGUUCUCAUAGUGUAUUUACUUGCAUCAUUGAGAGUCAAUGGGAAUCUCAAGGUGUAACUCACUUUCGAUUUGCUCGACUCAAUCUUGUUGAUUUGGCUGGAUCUGAGAGGCAAAAGAGUUCUGGCGCAGAAGGAGAACGCCUCAAGGAAGCUACUAAUAUCAACAAGUCUCUUUCAACUUUGGGGCUUGUGAUUAUGAACCUAGUAAGCAUAUCGAAUGGGAAGUCACACCACGUUCCUUACCGUGAUUCAAAGCUCACAUUUUUACUUCAGGACUCUCUUGGGGGAAAUUCAAAGACUAUCAUAAUUGCAAAUAUCAGUCCCUCCAUUUGUUGUUCGCUCGAGACAUUAAGCACAUUGAAGUUCGCACAACGUGCUAAAUUUAUUAAGAACAAUGCCAUAGUAAAUGAGGAUGCCUCAGGAGAUGUCAUUGCAAUGAGACUUCAAAUUCAACAACUUAAGAAAGAAGUGUCCCGUUUGCGGUCUCUAGGUGGUGGAGGGGAAGUUCAGGAUAAUGACACUUCAAUAAUUAGCUUUCCAGGUUCUCCGGUAUCAUCCUUCAAGUGGGAAGGUGCUCAAGGAUCAUUCAGUCCAUUAAAUUCUGUUAAAAGGGUAUCUCAGAAAAAAGAUUAUGAAAUUGCCCUUGUUGGGGCCUUUAGAAGGGAAAAAGACAAAGAGAUAACAUUGCAGGCACUGAGAGAAGAAAAUGAAGCGGCCAUGAAGCUGGUCAAACAAAGAGAAGAUGAGAUACAAGGUCUGAAGAUGAGGCUCAAAUUUAGAGAAGCUGAAAGAAAAAGGUUAGAAGCAGUUGCCUCUGGGAAGAUCUCAGCUGAGACACACUUGCUGAGUGAAAAAGAGGAACAUUUGAAGGAAAUUGAGGUCCUUCAGGCCAAGGUGGAUCGAAGUCAAGAUGUAACCAGAUUUGCUAUGGAAAAUUUGCAGCUCAAAGAAGAAAUAAGAAGGUUGAAGUCAUUUUAUGAGGGAGGUGAGCGGGAAAUGAUGAAUGAACAAAUCAUGGUACUCCAAAACAAGUUGUUAGAAGCAUUGGAUUGGAAAUUUAUGCACGAACCUGAUAUGAAAACAAAUGCUGACUCAGUGAUGGAAGACUUAAAUAACGACGGUGGUCUUAUUUCAAAACAGGAGCCAAGUCCAAAGUCACGUUGGCAGUCUACUCUUCGGGAGGAAAAUGAGUUUCUCCGCAUUCAGGCUAUACAAAACCAAGCAGAAAUGGACACAAUUCGGAAGAAGCUUGAGGUUUGCCUUGGAGAGAAAGAAAAAUUGGAAAGGCAAGUUGAUGAUUCGAAAGCAAAAUUUGGACAAGAAAAAACUCAAAUAAGUGAAACAACUACAGAAGAAAGGGAGCAAAUUGACCCUCCAUCAAUGACUGAUAUUCCCGUCAAUAACAUCAAUGGUCAAAUGGAACUGAAGACAAUGGUUGAUGCUAUUGCUGCUGCUAGUCAAAGAGAAGCAGAGGCUCAUGAGACAGCAAUUAUCUUGUCAAGGGAGAAUGAAGAGUUAAGAGUCAAGAUUAGAGCCCUGCUUGAGGAUAACAGUAAAUUAAUUGAAUUAUAUGAACAAGCUACUGCUGAAAAUAACAGAAAGAGUGAAGAGGAGACCGCAUUGAAAAGAGUGAUUGAGGAUCUCCAACAUCAGCUCAUGGAAGUCAAUGAAGAAAACGAUAAGUUGAUGAGUUUGUAUGAAAGAGCCAUGCAAGAGAAGGAUGAUCUUAAAAGAUUGUAUGAAAGAGCCAUGCAGGAGAAGGAUGAUCUUAAUGAAAGAGCCAUGCAGGAGAAGGAUGAUCUUAAUAGAUUGUAUGAAAGAGCCAAGCAGGAGAAGGAUGAUCUUGAAAGAAUUCUUAAUUGUUCUGGACUUGAAAGAGUGGAAACUAAAGGAGAAUUGGACUGCGUGGAAAAGUUUGUUGAAGUUGAUGAAGGGGAAAGAGACUUGGGAGUAGGAUCUGUUUCCGAGGAAGCACAAGAUAUAGAUGAUAAUAGAUAUGAUGACAAACCUACUAUAUCUGGGUCUGAUUUAUGCCUUGAGUCAGAUGGACAUGAAGAAGAAAAGCUCGUAAAGGAGGAUAAUGAGGUUGAUAUUCUGGUCAACACUGAAAAGGACACUGAGUUGUCAAAUCUCAAGGAGACAAAGUUAUCCAUGGAAUUAAAUUGUGCUAAAGAGAAGCUUGAAAGAGUAGAUGAACAAAUCUUAGAUGCUGUCAGAACACUUGGCUGCGCUGAAAAUGAAAUUGUCCAGGUUGAUGAGCUCUAUAAAGAAAUUCAAGUGAUAGAACAUGAUAUUAAGGCCAAACAUCAGCAGUUUAAAUCCUUGAACCUUGAACUUAAUGAAGCACAUAAUAGAAAAACUCUAGCUGAUAAAAAGUUAUCUGCGCUCAAAUAUUCAUUGUCAAACUUUAUGAAGCAUGGGUCAUUUUCUUACUUUGAGCAACGGGAAGCAAAGGCAAGAGCAGCUGUGAAAGACUUGGCGUCUCAAAUUGAGCGAAAGAAAGGGGAGUUAGCUGCUCUUCAAGUCUCCAAACAAGGGUUGGAAAAUGCUGUAAAGAAGAACCAAGAAUCUGAAGCUGAAUUAGCCAGAAAUAUUGCAGGCAUCAAAUCCAAAUUGGAGGAAGAGAAUCGCAAGCGUGAAGGCGAAAAGGUUCUCUUCGCUAUUGAUAACACACAGAAUGUAGACUCCUCAUUGAAAAGUUGGCAAUUUAGUGGUAAAGCAUUUGAUUUACUCAAGUUAGAAGAAGAGAAAACAAAGCUACAAGCAGAGAUGAAGCAUUCUCAAGAAAAGUUCAGUGUUAUUAGAAAGGAACUGGGCAAUCUAAACAAGAAGGCAGCAAAUGUAGAAAGUCAAAUACAAGCUAUUGGACUGGAAAUACAGCAAGGUUUGAGGAGCACAAAGGAAAAGGAGCUUUCACUUCAACGCGCGACAAAUGAAAAAGAAAUGUUCUUCGAGUUUAGAGAUAAUGGAAUGUUGGAAAUGGAGCAUUUGAUCAUUAAUCUUCAACAAUGUGUAUUUGAAUAUGAUCUAAAGGAGGCUGAAACAAAGAUUCUAGGGGAUGAAUUGCAAAUGGACUUUUUAAAAGCUGAAGAAUUACAAACAUCCAUGGUCAUUGCUGCAAAUAGCAAUUUCUUAUCUUCCAUGUCAUGUGUAGGAACAUUUGAGAAGGUAGAAGAGCAGAUGAAAAAUCUAAGGGUAUCCAUUCAGGAGACAAAAUUAUUGUUGGAAGGCAUUUCCCAUGCCACCUAAACUAUUUCAUUAUGUAACUAAUUCUUUAGUUUAUUAAUCAAAGCAUGUUGUUUUGUUUAACGUUCAUUAUGGAUCUGCAUGCAAACAAAUUGACCCCACGUUUUUCUAACUUGUGAAAGAACAACUUGUGGCUUUUGUCCAACCUUCAUCUGGCCCUGUGUCGUUGUGUCCCACUGUUUAAAGUCAUUGCAAAUAUUUAAAAUCUGUGUAAAGGACUGUUCCCUUUCUGCUUGUCCUCUUGUGGUAGAUAGUCCUAUAAGCUUUAAGCUUUAGGGAAAUAAAUGUAACUAAAUGACAUUUCAAUUGGUUAUCGUCCUGACUCCUGAGUAGUCCAGCUGUUAUAAA
Messenger RNA from Trifolium pratense (red clover), 4787 nucleotides. RefSeq names its product kinesin-like protein KIN-12E. Gene Ontology annotation, biological process: microtubule-based movement. Bases 309 to 4442 code for a protein of 1377 amino acids. Lineage: Eukaryota; Viridiplantae; Streptophyta; Magnoliopsida; Fabales; Fabaceae. The record is from RefSeq and is a predicted model, not a curated record. Gene Ontology annotation, molecular function: microtubule motor activity; ATP binding; microtubule binding. The transcript is spliced from 22 exons.